AUGUAUGAGGACUACACGGCAGCUGAAGAUGACUUCAAGCGUAACCUGGACAGUGGCGGGGCAGACGAGGUGUCGAAUCUGUUUUAUCUCGGUCUGGCUCAGUACUACCGCGGCAAGGUUCGCAACGCUAUUGAGGUGUUCAAAGAAGUGCUUUGCAAGGACCCGGAUCACCUGGACGCUUGCACUAGCCUCGCUCAGGCUUUUAGGGAGGUAGGGAAUAUCCGGAUGGCUCGGAGCAAGUUCAACCAAUCGCUGUCAUUGAAUAGUGAUCAUGUAAUGACCAGACAGUUACGAGGAGAUCUGCUCUACCACAGUGGGGAAGCCUCGCUGGCUGUCAAUGAUUUUGAUGUAAGAUUUUAG
Molecule: messenger RNA, 360 nt
Organism: Mya arenaria
Lineage: Eukaryota; Metazoa; Mollusca; Bivalvia; Myida; Myidae
Product: tetratricopeptide repeat protein 13-like
Exons: 3
Coding region: 1-360 (119 amino acids)
Molecular function (GO): protein binding
Source: RefSeq, a predicted model, not a curated record